Messenger RNA from Teleopsis dalmanni, 1358 nucleotides. Its product is annotated as tigger transposable element-derived protein 1-like. Bases 453 to 1358 code for a protein of 301 amino acids. NCBI's taxonomy places the organism in Eukaryota, Metazoa, Arthropoda, Insecta, Diptera, Diopsidae. The transcript is spliced from 2 exons. Gene Ontology annotation, molecular function: DNA binding. The record is from RefSeq and is a predicted model, not a curated record. Gene Ontology annotation, cellular component: nucleus.
UGCGUUUCUUCUUUCUGUUUUUGUAUUUUGUACAAAACUAAACAUUUGUAAUUCAGCGCUGAUAUUUAAGCAGUCUUUUACUUGCAACAGCUGCGCACAUCAUAAAGUAUUUUUAACAGUUCCUCAAUUGAAGGACACAGUUCUGUGUUAUGAAGAAAUAAAGAAGGAGAAAUUCUUAGAAUUAAAUGAUAUUACCUUAGUAAGUAAAGUGGAAUGUAAGUACAUUUAUUUAUGAUAGCAGCGAAUGCGUGAAAUAAAAUAGACUUCAAUCGAAAUUGCAUCAACCAAUUACUAAUUAUUAUCUGAACUGUGUUAGUGAGAAGGCCGCUUAAAUCAAAAAAUAUAUAACUGUUUCAGCAACAUCAACUGAUAUUUUUAAAGUGCUUUCAUAUUUCUGGACUAUUACCAUAAGAUUUAUUUCAAAGCGUAAAUUGAGGACAUAAUAUCUGAAAAUGAAUAAGCGGGAAAACAAAACGAAGAGGACGGUUAUUUCCUUGGAAACUAAAAUCAAAAUCUUAAAACGGUUAGCAGAAGGUGAAGGAUCCACUGCUCUAGGUAAAGAAUUUGGAUUAGGUGAAUCCACCAUAAGAGGCAUACAAAAACGUGCAGGUGAAAUAAGUGCAUCUAGUCAUUGUGCCACAAAUGAAAGCGUUAAACGAUCAUCUUAUUCGAGAAAUAUUUUGAUCGAAAAAAUGGAAAAGGUGCUCAUAUCGUGGAUUCAACAAUUAACUCAAAAAAGAAUCCCAGUUGACGGAGAAUUAAUUAAAGAGCAAGCAAUAUGGUUUUAUAACCAGCUGAAGGAUUUACAACCGUCUUGUUCAUCGUCUCACAUUGGAAGCUCAAAAUUUUCGGCAAGCAAUGGUUGGUUAGCCGGGUUUUCACAAAGACACGCACUUCACAAACUGAAGAUAUCGGGCGAAGCUGCACCUGCUAAUGUGACAGCUACUAAUAAAUAUUCUAAACAGUUAGAAAAAAUUAUUGAAGAUGGUAGUUAUUCCCCGGAACAGAUAUUUAUUGCUAAGCUAAAGCAAGAAGAACCCGAGACAAUAACAGCAGGUAACAUCUAUGCAGGACUUCAAAUUUGUAAUAAAUUAGAAAAUCAUUUUCUUGCAAUUGAUGGUAAUUCUAAAAGAGCUUUAAAAUUCCAAAAAGAGCUUCAAUCUUGUAUAUCUGGCUACCGAAACAUAUAUAAGCGUCUUGUGAAACAACGAUUGUCGCAAAAAUUAAUCACCGACUACAUAACAAUUCAAAAAAAGCCAAAUUUAAACGAAUGCAAGGGAUUAUCUAUAAGUGACGAAAGCGAUUUUGAAGAAGCUUGUGACAAGAAAUUUCGCGUAUCAUUAGAUGACGAAGAAUAA